AUGCCACUCGCCAUGGAGGCCUUUCACACAGACAAAGACCCCAAGUCAGGAGAUGGGGACGACCCGGCAACGGUUAAUCACAGCACUACCGACUUUGUCACGCUCGGGAUGCUGAUUCUCGACGACAUCGACUUUGGUCCCUCUAUGCCCCCCGCUCGCAGUAUUCUUGGCGGAGCCGGUGCUUACUCGGCGAUCGGGGCUCGCAUCCUUUCUCCUCCGCCUCUAUCAUCAUCGAUAGGAUGGGUUGUCGACCAAGGAUCCGACUUCCCACAGGCCCUGGCCUCCAUCAUCGACAGCUGGUCCACCGCCGCCCUUAUAAGACGAGAUCCCCGUCGGCUCACCACUCGUGGCUGGAACGGUUAUCAAGGCCCGGCUGAAAAGCGCGCCUUUGAGUACUUGACGCCCAAGAAGCGCAUUACGGCUGACGACCUCACCACAGACAUGCUUCUAUCUCGAGCCAUCACUCGCCCUGGCACUGCAUACGUCAAGCCGGUAUUCGUAUGGGAGCCCGUGCCCGACUUGUGCGUCCCGGACGAGCUUCUCAACUGCACAAACACAUUGCCUCUCAUCGACAUAUGCAGCCCCAACCACACCGAGCUGGCCGGCUUCAUGGGCAACGACGGCAUCGACCCCGAAACCGGCCUCGUUUCCACGUCAAGUGUCGAACGCGCAUGCGAGCAACUGCUGGCCAGCAUGCCACUCCGGUCUUACGCACUCGUCGUUCGUGCCGGUGAAAAGGGCUGCUUCGUCGCCAAAAAUGGUGGCCAACAGAGCGAACGCACCACGCAACCUUGCAGGGCCUGCCCGAGGGGGAGCUUGCAACACGAUACAGACAUCGAGGCACUCUUUGCCGGCCUCCGCACGGACGAGGACGGUCUGAUACAGCGCGACGAGAUCGAGGUCGACCCGGGCACUGAGUAUUGGAUCCCCGCCUACCACCAGGAUCCCGGCAAGGUUGUUGAUCCUACAGGGGGUGGCAACGCCUUUCUUGGCGGCCUGGCCGUGGCCUUGGCUCGAGGGCACUCGCUGGAAGACGCGGUUGCGAUGGGAUCUGUCGCAGCAAGCUUCGCCAUUGAACAGGUUGGCAUGCCCCUCAUGGCUAUCAAUGAAGACGGUGCCGAGACGUGGAAUGGUGCCCUUGUCUGUCGGCGAUUGCGAGAGUUCCAACUACAAUUAUGA
Hirsutella rhossiliensis is the source of this 1179-nucleotide messenger RNA. Its product is annotated as pfkB family carbohydrate kinase domain-containing protein. The transcript is spliced from 3 exons. The coding region runs from base 1 to 1179 and encodes 392 amino acids. The record is from RefSeq and is a predicted model, not a curated record. NCBI's taxonomy places the organism in Eukaryota, Fungi, Ascomycota, Sordariomycetes, Hypocreales, Ophiocordycipitaceae.